AUGCUCUUUAUUCGCCAUAAUUGGUAUAUCUUCCUUUUUUUUUUGUUUUUUUUUUUGUUUUUUUUUUGUUUUUCCUUAAAAGGAAAUUGUUUUACAUUCUUUAAAAAACAUAAUCCAUUGAUUAUCACACAAAACUGGGAAAGAGAUGUUUCUUUAAAAAUCAAUUUUUUUAAAAAUAAAAAUAAAAAUAAAUUUAAUUUGAAAAAUGAAAAAUAUAAAGACAACUUGAUUGUAGAAUGUGAGGAUAAUAAAAAUGACGAAAAUAAUAAACUUAAUCGAAAUAAAAAUAUAAUAAAAAAAAUAAAUAAAAAAAAAUAUAACACAAUUUCCAAUGAUAAAAUAACAAGGGACAAACCCCAUAUCUACAAAUCAAUCUAUUUGAAUAAAAAACAAAAGUACAAUAAAAAGGAUGUGAAAAAAAUUAAGAAAAUUCUCAAAAAUGGAAAAAAUAAAAAAGAAAAAAUAAAACAAAGUUGGGGAAAAAAAAAAGAAAAAAAAAAAGAAAAAAAAAGAAAAGAACAAAAUGGGGCGAAAAAAAUAAAAAAACAAAGUUGGGAAAAAAAAAAAGAGCAAAAAAUACUAGACAUGUUUGACAAAGAUCUAAAUCAAUCUAUUCAAAAAUUAAACAUAAAAACAAGGAAAUUUGAAAUGCAUAAAAAUAAGCAAAAUGCAAAACCAGAUAUUGUCGAAAAUGAGAUCCUCCGAAAGAUAGCCGCCCCAACCAAAGCAGAAAAUAGAGAAGCGAAAAAAAGAGAAGCGAAAAAUAGAGAAGCGAAAAAUAAGGAAGCGAAAAAAAGUGGCGAACUAAAAACCGAACAGCCAUCUCCUAACUGUGGCCAAGUCAAAACCGAGCAGCCAUCUCCUAACUGUGGCCAAGUCAAAACCGAGCAGCCAUCUCCUAACUGUGGCGAAACAAAAAACGACGUUUCUAACGAAUUUGACAUAGGGAAAAUAUUAAAAAUUGGGAAUAGCAUAGAUGGUUUCCAAAAGGAAAUCGAAAUUAAAAGUGAUGCUUCUAAUCAGUUUGAAAGUCAAGUUAGAAGAUUGAAACUAUUUAAGACCAUUGUAGAUUUUAGCGAGCCAUUAAAAAGGGAUGAAAAAAAUGGUGAAAAUUGUGAAAAAGGUGAAAAAAGUGAUGAAAAAGGUGAAAAAAAUGAUGAAAAAAAUGAUGAAAAUUGUGAAAAAAAUAAAACGUGCACAUUUAAAAAUAUUGGAAUUUACGACAACUUUAUUAAUGUAUAUUUAAAAUAUAACAAUAUUAAUACCCCAACAUUUUAUCAAAAAAAAAUAAUUCCAUUAAUUAUUUAUUUUUUAAAUAGUGGAUACUACGAUUUGAUUAGAUAUACAAACGGAAUUGAUUCAAAAAUUGAUUCAGAAAUUGAUUCAGAAAUUGGAAAUGAAAAAAAAACCAAACAAAUAAUAUAUGUAAAUAAAUAUAAUAAAACUAAUAAACAUCUAAUAAGAACUUUUUUUUUGCAUUGUCCGACUGGAACUGGAAAAACAUUUAUGUAUUUACUUCCAAUUUUUCAGCAAAUUACUAAUUUACAAUUUUUUGAAAAUAAUAAAACUAAAGAAAUAUAUAAUAAUAAAGAAACAAAAGAUGAACUAUUUUACAAAACCAAACAAAUAAAUGACAUUACCUCCUUUUGUUGUUCUAAUCAGGUCAACACAGAUCUAUUUAUCAAUAAAAAUUCUGAAAAUAUCAAAAAUAACGUUUUGAAUUAUGCCCGGGGUGGUCAACAUGGUCGACAAAAUGGUCAACAGUGUAGACAAAAUGGCCAAAUAGGGGAUAUCCUCAUUUUGACAUAUAAUAAAGAAGUGGCUGUACAAAUAUAUGAAUUAUAUAAAGAUAUAAUAAAUUCAUUUUACAAAUCUUAUUCUUCUAAUUUUUUUGAAAUAAAUAAUUCUUUAACACGAUUCAAAUAUAUUUCUGAAGAAGAACAAAAAUAUCUUGAAAAAAUUAACAUCUUUUAUAAAAAUAAAAUUAAUAUGAAUGUUCAUUUAUUAAUAGGUGGAAAUAAUAUCAAAUAUCAAUUAAAAAAUUUAAGAGCAAAAAAAAUAAAUAUUACAAAAGAAAAUGAACAAUCUUCCCCUCUCUCCAGUCUCGCAAAUAGCCCCAAAACGGAAAGUGAAAGAAGCGAAAGUGAAAGUGGAGAUUGCGAAAGCAUUAUAAAUGUAAACAUUUAUGUCGGAACCCCAGGAAGGGUAUGCACAAUAAUGAAUGAAAAAAAAGCCAUAAAUUUAGAAAAUAUCCGCACCAUUAUUUUUGACGAAUAUGAUUUUUUUUUUAACAAAUUCGAGAAGAACCAAGUUGAGAAGAACAAAUUCGAACUGGAAAAUGUGUUUUUUUCUCAAAUUUUAAAAAAUAUUUACAUAAAAAAAAAAAAAAAAAAAAAAAAAAAACCUUCAAUUACAAACGUAAUAUGUUGUAGUGCGACACCUGCUAUAUAUCAAUAUCUUAUAUACACCAAACAUUUAAUUUCAGAACAUUUUUUAACUAAUAUUUUAGGAGAUAAUAUAAAACGAGAAAAAAUAACCAACCAACCAACCAAUACCUCUCCAAUAAAUUAUGAAAAAGAAAAAAAUAUAAUUAACACAUUGUUUAAAAUAGAAGAGACAUUUAAGAUUCCCGAAAAUUUAAUACAUUUUAACUAUUGCUAUGAUAAAAAAAGUCAGAUAAAAAAUAGUAAUAAUGCGAUAUCUAGCUUUUUAAAAAUUCUUUUUUCCAACCCUCUCAACAAAAAUGUUUUGGUCUUCUGCAACACAAAGGUGAGUCGAAGCACGCUGCACAGUUUGCACAGUUUGCACAUUUUCCACAUUUUCCACAUUUUCCACAUGUUUUCUUCCCAUUUUUCUUCCCAUUUCUCUUCCCAUUUUCCACGCGGGCAGAAACGAGUCAUGGAUCUUUGGAGUUUAUUUCGAAACCGAUUUGACAUUGACAUACAAACAGUUUUUUCCGGAAAUGAAAAAAAAAAAAAAAAAAUAUUCAAAGAUAUAAAUUAUGCGAAUUUUUCUAAAAAUGACUUAGUCAAUUAUAAAAAUUUAAAAAAAUAUGUCAACUUUUUAUUUAUAUCUACUAAUUUGUUAUAUAGAGGAAUUAAUUGUAUUGGUUUUACAACUAUCAUAAAUUUUGACAUGCCUCAAAGUUAUACUGAAUACGUACAUAGAUGUGGGCGAAUAGGCAGGGUAAACAACAAAGGGGCUAUAUUUAAUAUUUUUGAAAAACAAGAUAAAAAAAAAUAUAUAAAAGAUAUAUUUAACAAAAUAAAUAUAAAACCGUUUGAUAUAGAUUGUUAUAUGAAUAACAUUUUUACUUUGAAAAAGUAA
This is a messenger RNA of Plasmodium yoelii, 3327 nucleotides long. Its product is annotated as ATP-dependent RNA helicase, putative. Gene Ontology annotation, cellular component: nucleolus. The record is from RefSeq and is a predicted model, not a curated record. The transcript has 2 exons. NCBI's taxonomy places the organism in Eukaryota, Apicomplexa, Aconoidasida, Haemosporida, Plasmodiidae. Gene Ontology annotation, molecular function: nucleic acid binding; ATP binding. Bases 1 to 3327 code for a protein of 1108 amino acids.